AUGCCUGAAAAAGCAUCAUGCACAUUUAUAAAAACAGUGGUUCCUGGUGAACGACGGUGCAUUUCUAGCCCACCUGAACCACCUGGUCCAUUGUCUUGUUGUGGUAGUGGAUGUGCAAAUUGUGUUUGGAUCGAAUAUGGCACUAAGCUUGUAUCAUAUUAUAGUCAUCGACAUAUUGACCACAUACUUAAUGAAAUUGAAUCACAAAUUUCCAAUCCAGUUAUUUGCGAAUUUAUUAAAUCCGAAAUUCGUUCAAAGGCUACAAGUUGA
Dracunculus medinensis (Guinea worm) is the source of this 270-nucleotide messenger RNA. The record is from the annotation of a GenBank genome assembly. NCBI's taxonomy places the organism in Eukaryota, Metazoa, Nematoda, Chromadorea, Rhabditida, Dracunculidae.